Branchiostoma belcheri (Belcher's lancelet) is the source of this 2442-nucleotide messenger RNA. Its product is annotated as tripartite motif-containing protein 2-like. Gene Ontology annotation, molecular function: zinc ion binding; protein binding. Bases 418 to 2244 code for a protein of 608 amino acids. The transcript has 2 exons. Gene Ontology annotation, cellular component: extracellular region. The record is from RefSeq and is a predicted model, not a curated record. Lineage: Eukaryota; Metazoa; Chordata; Leptocardii; Amphioxiformes; Branchiostomatidae.
GCGGCUGCACCGUUGAGUUUGGGGACACAAAUCCAUGAAGAACUCUUUUUUUUAUCAUUACCCAAUUACUGUCAUCAAAUCAUUUUUUCUUUCACCCCCUCCGUGCAUUUGCCACCACCAUGAACAUGUCUAUUUUCCUCAGAGCUGCCUUGAAGACAAAAAAUAUUACAUUACUAUGUAACCUGGUGGCUAAUGGUAAUGUCAUGUAGUAAUAUUGUUGGGUGAACUUUUACUGUUUCAACAGUUAAAUGUAGGCACACCUGUAUUCAUAGGCAGUCAAGCAGAGAUGAUAGACUUGAGCAGGGCCGCAACCUGAUCUGUGUAAACAAGAUGCCUAAAGAAAGACGGUCUAUUCAGGCAAGACGCAUGACUGAAACUUGACACAUGUGACGUCACCGGCUUUUAAAAGGGAAGAAAAUGGCGGCCGCAUCGUCAAGUUUGGGGACACAGUUCCGUGAAGAAUUGUCCUGCGGCAUUUGCCUGGAGCUGUUCACCACGCCCAAGGUGCUGCCCUGUCAGCACACCUUCUGUCAGGACUGUCUAGAGGGCCAUGCAGGUUGGGAAGAGACCUUCCAGUGUCCAAACUGUCGUUGGCAUGUCAUACUGCCACCCGAGGGGGUCGCAGGUUUGCCAGACAACCACCUGGUUACAAGUUUGUGUGAGAGACUGCAAAACCAGGCUACACUGUCAGAGGAAACAAGGGAGUCUGGAAACAGGUGCAGCUUUCACCCCUCUGAAGAAGUCAAACUCUACUGUAAACAGUGCAACAUGCCAGUUUGUAAUGAGUGUUUGGAUGAAAUACACAGUAAUCAUAGAACCAUAACAUUGAAGAAGGCCUCAGAAGAAAGGAGGGCUCCAGUUCAGGCACUUAUUGUUGAGGGCAGGACCAUCUUAGAGACUUACUGUACUUCUCUUAGGAGUCUGAGGGACAGAGAAAAAGCACUAGAUGAAAAGAAGCAAGAGUUAGACAACAGCAUCAUUCAGACCUACGAACAAGAAGUGCAGAAAGUUACUGAAAAGAAAGACCAUCUUUUGCUUCAAGUGGAAGAAAAAUACAAGGACGAAAAAGAAGCUUUGCAAGAGGAAAGGGACAGAGUGUUGGCAGAUGUUAAUGAACUGUCUGCUGCCUGUGAUCGAGCAGAACAUGAAAUGGAGCAGGGAGGAGUAGAAUCUCUUGGUCAGGAAGCCAUUUUGACAGGGGUGGUAGGAAAGUACAGAGGAAAAGCAGCACCAACUCCUGCACAAACCCAGCCUGCUGUAGUUCAGCCCUCAGAUACCGUGAGGACUGUUGCAUGGCUUCUCUUGUUUGCAGCCUUGUUAUUAUAUAGCCCGUCAUAUUGGGUGUAUAAUGCAACAUUUGAACAACAGUCAGUCCCCAAAACUGUCCCCAAAACUGUCCCCAGAACUGUCCCCAAAACUGUCCCCAAAACAAUAACUUUUGGUGGAUUUGGAACAGGACAAUUUAACCUUCCAAGUGGGGUUGCUGUGUCAGAUGAAGGGGAGAUCUUUGUAGCAGACCGAUUGAACCAGAGGGUCCAAGUCUUCACUCUGCAGGGUGAAGACUUGGACCAACAGUUCCCAACAGUCGUGUCAGGUGAACAGAAGAUGUGCCCAUAUGAUGUGGCCCUGGACGGGGAGGGGAACCUGUGGGUGGUGGGGGACAGACACUCUGCUGAUGUUGCUCUGCAGUACAACAAACAGGGCAGGGUGCUGAAAGAGUUCAACCUGCAGGAGACAUUGUGGGACAGAGGAGUUGCUGUGGACACUAGGAGGAACCACAUCCUCAUCAUACAAACCAAUGGAAACUGGAGCAACCCACAAGGUGAAGUGCAAGUGUUCAGGCCAGAUGGAACACUUGUGAGAACUGUGGGUCAGCAGCAGGGGAUGAAGGUACCACGGUACAUCACUGUGGACGGGGAAGGGAACAUUCUUGUGUCAGACUGGGACAAUGACAGUGUCUAUGUGUACAACGAGGACGGACAGUUUCUGUUCCAGUUUGGAGGUGAGGGGAGUGGUGAAGGUCAGCUGAAGUAUCCCCGUGGCAUCUGUACAGACGGGGAAGGAAACAUCAUCGUGGCAGACAGGGGAAACAGCCGUGUGGAGAUGUUUGACAAGACAGGAAAAUUCCUCAAACACAUCACUACAGACAUGAAGAAGCCACAGGCUGUUGCCAUGGCAACACAGGGGCAGCUGGUGGUCACUGAUUUGUCAGAGAACUCUGUUCACAUUAUCCAUAGCUACUGAACAGCAACAUGGAAAAUUCCAUUGUUCAAUUAUAAUUGUUUGUUCAAUUGAGAGACCCAUCAGCUUUUCUUUGCAACUACCUGGUACAUGUACCAUCAAAAUAAAGAUGACUUACAACUUAUUUACUUCCUCUGCACUUAACACCACUAAUUCUAAACUCCUCGCAAUUCUGCUAGCUGCAAGUAAUCUCCAAGCAGA